Messenger RNA from Mesocricetus auratus (golden hamster), 2109 nucleotides. RefSeq names its product cone-rod homeobox (gene Crx). Gene Ontology annotation, cellular component: nucleus. The record is from RefSeq and is a predicted model, not a curated record. NCBI's taxonomy places the organism in Eukaryota, Metazoa, Chordata, Mammalia, Rodentia, Cricetidae. Gene Ontology annotation, molecular function: RNA polymerase II cis-regulatory region sequence-specific DNA binding; DNA-binding transcription factor activity, RNA polymerase II-specific. Gene Ontology annotation, biological process: multicellular organism development; regulation of transcription by RNA polymerase II.
CCAUCUGGGCCUCAGUCACUGAAGAUCAUGAUGGCGUACAUGAAUCCGGGACCUCACUAUUCGGUCAAUGCCUUGGCUCUGAAUGGCCCCAAUGUGGACCUGAUGCACCAGGCUGUCCCAUACUCAAGCGCCCCUAGGAAGCAGCGGCGGGAGCGAACCACGUUCACCAGAAGCCAGCUGGAGGAGCUGGAGGCCCUCUUCUCCAAGACCCAGUACCCGGAUGUGUAUGCGCGCGAGGAGGUGGCUCUCAAGAUCAACCUGCCUGAGUCCAGGGUCCAGGUCUGGUUUAAGAAUCGCAGGGCAAAGUGCAGGCAGCAGCGGCAGCAGCAGAAACAGCAGCAGCAGCAGCAGAGCCCCGGGGGACAGGCCAAGGCUCGUCCAGCGAAGAGGAAGGCCGGCACAUCCCCACGGCCCUCCACAGAUGUUUGUACAGACCCCUUGGGCAUCUCAGAUUCCUACAGCCCAUCUCUGCCGGGCCCCUCAGGCUCACCUACCACGGCAGUGGCCACUGUGUCCAUUUGGAGUCCAGCCUCGGAGUCUCCUUUGUCUGAGGCCCAGCGAGCUGGGCUAGUGGCCUCAGGAUCCUCUCUCACGUCAGCCCCCUAUGCCAUGACCUAUGCUCCUGCCUCUGCUUUCUGCCCUUCCCCCGCAGCUUACGCGUCUCCAAGCUCUUAUUUCAGCGGGCUGGAUCCUUACCUUUCUCCCAUGGUGCCCCAGCUGGGAGGCCCAGCUCUCAGCCCUCUCUCAGGUCCCUCCGUGGGGCCAUCCCUGGCCCAAUCCCCCACCUCCUUGUCAGGCCAGAGCUACAGCACCUACAGCCCCGUGGACAGCCUGGAAUUCAAGGAUCCCACAGGCACCUGGAAAUUUACCUACAACCCCAUGGACCCUCUGGACUACAAAGAUCAGAGUGCCUGGAAGUUUCAGAUCUUGUAGAAGAGACUUCCGGUCCCCCCUUCCAGCUGACGCAUACCCUUUGCCUCCUCCAGCUUAGAUUCCAGAGAGUAGCCCCCAGUAAGGGACAGGAGGUAGUAAUCCUGCCGAAGGCUGUGGACAAUUCAGCCUCAGGUUCAGUCCAGCCUCAGCCCAUUCAGAGAGCCUAGCUCCCAAACAGCCUUCCCCUGAUUGAUCAAUGAAAGAGGCGCCUUCCUCUUCUGAGACAGCCCAGCAGCAAGCGAUCAGGAGUUGUCAUGAUUGUGAUCCCUGCAUCUGCUGCUUUCCCCCAGAUGUCAGUUAUGGGGUUGAGCACGUGCUCCCAGGAGACAGGAAAUCCGUCAGAACUGCCGGUGCCCUAAGUCAGGUGCUGACUCAAUGUUUGUAAUCCUAGAAUGGAAGAAACUGAGGCAGGGGGAUUGCUGGGAAUAUAAGGCCAGCCUGGGCUGCAGAGUAAAACCUCUAAAUUCACUUGGAGAUUUUGUACAGUUAGUUAGCAAAUGUCAGGUUUACACGGUAGGUUUAGGGGACUGUUCAUUUGACUUAUGUGUAUAUAUGACUUACAUAUCUGUAUCCAUGGAUAUUACAGGCGUGUGCCACGGAACGGAGCUGGGAGGUUGCCUUGUAUAAAAACAAAAUGCAAAAGAAGUUUGGUGUGACUAUUGGGGAGGACUUGAAAGAUGCAUAGAAUGUUCUAGAACCCAGUCUAGAACUGGUUCCCAGGGUCAGAUUGAGGCAGCACCAGUGCUGGGGUCUUACAGAUGUCUGUAGAAACUGAAUCUCAUCAAGAGGCUGGAAAGUCCAAUUCAUGGACCUACCUGGGUGGAGGUCUUUUAGAUGUCCAUAGAGUUCCACAUUCUAUUUCAUAAGCCAGGAGUGGUGGCAUGUGUUUGGGAUCUCAACACAGACAUGUAGAGGCUGGGGAUUAUGAGUUUAUGGCCAUCCUAAGUUACAUUACAAGUUUGAGGCCAGCCUGGGCUACAUAAUACCCCUUUCCCCUGCAAAUCCUACUUUCCAAGUCGUAAGACUGGCAAGGCAAUGGCCAUAGGACAAUGAGGUCAGGAGUCCCCCUCAUUUGAUGUUAGCUUCUCUGUUCCUUUCUUUCCCACUUUCUGGCUUCUUAGGGCUACCUUCCUGGGCUACCCAGAGUGAAACUGAUUAAAAAUGUUGGAUCCCACU